AUGACGGCUAUGCCUCCAAAUAAAAUGUUGGAGCACUACACUCCAAGAUUUCUUCCCAGUGCUAAAAGACUUAAAUUUCCUUCUAAAUGUAUGAAAGUGUGGCUCGUGACCCUUAACAGUAUAUUUACAUUAAUGGGAGGAUGUAUUUUAGGUUUAGGAUGUGUGUUAAAAUACAAUUCUGAAUUAAUCCACGUGUACAUUAGACCUAUAUUAGGAGCCUUCAAAGACAAUGGAGAAGAGAUUAGUUUACAAGAACUCUAUGAUGCAUUGUCUGUUAUAUUUGUUGCUGUUGGUACAUCCAUGUUUAUUGUGGGUUUCCUGGGCUGUUUUGGCGCUUGGUGUAACAUGAAGUCCUUCUUGUUGAUGUACAUCAUCAUAUUGAUGGUAGUAACAUUGUCUGAAAUUGUAUGUGCUAUAUUAUUAUUAACAAUGAAAAAACAGAUGGAUAUAACAUUGCAACCGUUACUCAAAGCGGCUAUACAGACAGACUACACUGGAGAUGAAGGUGUUGAUGUAACAACAAUAGGAAUGAAUUACCUAUUCACGGAGAAAGAUACAUAUAUGAUAAAUAAAUACAGUCCUCGUAGUAAUGGACCUGAAAUUAAAUAUAAAAACAAUGCUCUUACAAUCAGAAGCUUACAUGGACAGUAUGAUUGUUGUGGAGUUCACAACUAUACAGAUUUACAUCAAGCAGAGAAUUGGAUCAGGGAUGUCUCUCUCUAUGGUUUAACGUUUCAGAUGCAAAUACCACUGAUGUGUUGUAAACUAGAGGGCACCUAUCCUAAUAUCAUCAUACCAGACGAUAAAACUUGUACCAUGUUGCCAGAUCAAAACAAUUCUUUUUACCACAAGGGAUGUUAUUAUGAAGUCGAAAACUCAAUCAAUAAAUAUCAAAACACUAUUAUUGGUGCUGGCGUAUGUGUCCUAAUUGUAGAGAUUAUCAGUAUAGUUUCCAGUAUUUAUUUAUUGAAAGAAUUGUUGUUUUUAAAGAGAAAAUUCUGUAAUGUAACCCCUGUAAGUGCCGCAGGCAUCGCAAACAGUCAACGAGAAUGCUGUUCCGAAAGGCCUCAUAUGUUAGGUGAUCUAUCCCAAUUUUCAAAAGUUUUCGCUGAUCGUGCUGUAUCAUGCCUUCCUGGUAAAACACAAUGA
Messenger RNA from Lottia gigantea (owl limpet), 1149 nucleotides. RefSeq lists its product as hypothetical. The record is from RefSeq and is a predicted model, not a curated record. NCBI's taxonomy places the organism in Eukaryota, Metazoa, Mollusca, Gastropoda, Lottiidae. The transcript is spliced from 9 exons. Gene Ontology annotation, cellular component: membrane. Bases 1 to 1149 code for a protein of 382 amino acids.